Messenger RNA from Vespula vulgaris, 9262 nucleotides. RefSeq names its product piezo-type mechanosensitive ion channel component (gene Piezo). NCBI's taxonomy places the organism in Eukaryota, Metazoa, Arthropoda, Insecta, Hymenoptera, Vespidae. The coding region runs from base 517 to 8205 and encodes 2562 amino acids. The transcript has 39 exons. The record is from RefSeq and is a predicted model, not a curated record.
CGGUAGUAGUAGGGAUUGACAUGUCGCGCAGAAAGGAUACGCUACGAAACAAGUGGUGUUUAUCGCUUCGGUAGUAACGUGCCGGCAGCGGUGACGGAACGCGUCUUUCGCAACUCGCCGAAGAAAACUAAUGCGUUCGAAGAGGAUCGAGCACGAGCCGACUCUCGACGAUCGUAGUGCCUCGUGGAACGCGUACGUCUCGUCCCUUCGACCCUAACCAAAGUGGUCGCGAUUCGUUCGUAGCUAGUUGUGCGACACAACGGUACAAACUUUAGGGAAGACGAAGAUAGAUAAUAGAGCGAUAGAUGUAACAUUGGCGUUGGUGAUAAGAGAAUUAGUGAUAUUGUUAUUACUUUGACGGAGGCUCGAGUGGACUGGGAGAGCGCAUGUUGCUCUCUUCGAGAUUCGAUCGGUCAAAGAACAGCUGGGAGAAAAUUUCGAAAAGGAAAUGUUUUAAAACGCAGUCCCUUCAGUCGCAUCGUACAAGGGUGAAAGACCAAUCGUGUAGAUCGAGUCAUGACGGCAUAUUGGUUCAACGUCAUUCUUUUCAGGGUCUUCUUUCCGGCCGUAUUAGCAGGAUGUACGAUAUGGCGACCGGUAGGACUAUCUCUCGUAUAUUUGGGUCUCAUGUUAUACUCGCCGAUGGUCCCAACGCCCACAAGCAGAACUAUGUCCGGUCAUACGGGACUUUAUUUGAAGGCAAGCAUCUGUUUGUGCUUCCUCGUAGCCAUAACUCAGCUCACGUUUCACAUAGUUUUAUUAGCGAUGCUGCCAUAUGGUCAUUUUCUUCAAGACUGUCAAUUUAUGGAAAAACUAUUCAGACACAUAGGUUUAGUAAAACUAGAUAACACAUCGGUAUGGGAGGUGUUUUACUGGCUGACACCGGAAUUGAUUCUUUUACCGACAACGAUAAUUAUAUACGUCGCGUGUCGUUUCUUAACGCAAAGUAAACCGAGCGACGACGAAGGGGAAGUAUCAGUUCAACGUCUAAAUGAUUCCGCCAAGAAAACCGAGGAUAGGACCACGAAGAUAAUCAACUUCUUCGGUCAUAUCGGCACGUACGUCGUUCUUGCCUCCUUGUGCUGUACGGCAUCUUUGAAGCCAUCGGUGGAAGGAGCGUUCUACUUUCUGGUUUUUCUCGGCGCCGCCACAUGGUGGGCUUGCAACAAGGAAUUGCGAAAAGGUUUUGCAAUUAUAUGCAAAAUCGUUAUGGUCGUGGUGAUCGUACACAUUCUGGCGCUACUCGGUUAUCAGAAUCAAUGGCCUCAAGAACUCAUACCGGUCAAUAGCACAUGGUCUCGUUAUUUCGCGCUCACUGCGAUUUAUCAUACCAACUGUAGUCGACCGACGUACGUGGAAUAUGCGGAUAAAAGCGAUUGGCUGCCUUACGGAUAUGCAUUGAGACUCUUCUGGCUCUACUACGUUCUGGCUCUGCAAUCUCGAUUUCUCAGUAAAAAACCAGCAAAGAAAGUGGCACGAUUAAGCGGUAAGCUCGAGAACUUGGACACGCCAUUGUCCAGACACGUUUCGAUCAGACGAAGGACACCGUCCCAAAGAUGGCAAUCCGCACGACGGAAGGCUCGCAGGCCGAUCAUUGAUACGUCGACGACGAUUCCCGACGAGAGGACUCCCUUGAUGCGUUUUGGAUCUGGAAGAACAGGACUUUUGCAAGACUCCACCGGCAGCGUUAUCAUACAAGAUGGUCAUCAAGAUGACGGCAUUCAAUUGCAAAGUCUCAGCGAUGGCGUGCCUGGAGACAAUCCUGGAAUUUUUGAACAUAUCAUUAUGGCAGUGUACUCGAUAUUUCAGUUACUAAUCAAUUCCUCUUACCUCGCUAUGAAUAUCAUCAUGAUGACGUGGAGUAUAAUGUAUCACAGUUGGAUGACCUUCGCCCUUUUACUUUGGGCUUUGAUCCUAUGGAUGAUGUCCAAUAAACGUGCUUCGAUGAUGAAAUGUUCACCCUUCAUCGUCUUUUAUUCGACUCUUUUGUUACUUGGACAAUACGUUUACAGUAUGGAUUUGACCGAGGAAGAACUACCGACGACGGUCAACGGCAUAAAAAUAUCCGAGAUAGGCUUCAGCAAAGCGCAAGAGCUCAGCCGUUGGCAUCUGAUCGUUAAGUGUUCGUUCAUGUUGAUAUUUUGGAUCACGAUGAGACAGUAUACAGCAGAGUGGAAACAACAGAGACGACUGUCAACUUUGAGAGACAUGGUUGCGCCUUUGCACGUUUCAGUUACCACAGCCACCACAGCUAUGAAUUACGAAGUGCAAGAAGUGAAAAGCAAAUUUAUGGAAGACGUUGGUAUAAUCUUGAAACAACUUUUGACAAAAUUCUGGAUAGCCGUCGUAGCUGUUAUGCUCUUCAUUUGUGGUAUCACCGGUGAACGAAUGACAGUUUUUAGGAUUAUUUACAUGUCCUUGUUCCUCUUCUUCGUGAUCACAUUUCAGAUAUCCUGGUUAGUAUGGAGAAAGGUGAUGUAUACAUUCUGGAUAACCGUCAUUGGAUAUUCGGUAAUCAUGUUGAUACUCGUGUAUACCUAUCAAUUCCAAAAUUUUCCGGAAUAUUGGAAUUACUUGGGCAUAAACAAACAAUUACAAAUGGAUAUUGGCUUGGAAAUAUAUGAAACGAAAGAUUUCUUCGUAAGACUGCUGAUACCAACAUUUUUCGUUAUUAUCACGGUGGUUCAGAUGCACUAUUUCCAUAAUGACUUCUUAAAGAUAACGACUAUCGAUAAACUCGGAUCAGAAAGUGCUCUUAGACGAUCGAGUCUCGGGCAUAAUCCUAGUUUAAAUCAUUCCACAACGUCGCCUACGGAAAUUAUUCUUGGAGAAGAAGAGACAUCCAAUGUCUACACUUUGAAUCAACUUAAACGAAUGUCAAGAUUGGAAAAAAUCGAAUUUAUAAGAAAUUUAAUGAAUCAUAUAUACAAUUUUUACAAUUACACUUGGUUGUUCCUUGAAAUUCACAUGCAGAAAAUUAUCUUUAUUUCUCUGAUUCUUUUGUGUAUCAGUGACGUAUGCGCAAUAAACUUCCUCUUCGUCCUUGCUAUAGUUAUCGUAAUUAAUUUCAAUAGGAACAUACAGAUCAUGUCGAUCAACAUUAUAGUUGCGAUCAUUGCCCUCUUGAUGGUAACGAAGAUGUUGUAUCAAAUAAAGUAUAUCGAUCAUAGUAAUUGGAACGUAAAUUGCACGAGAGAAGUUAACGAAAAUAUAGGAAAGUACGCUAGCAAUGACACCGUAUACAACAUCGCAGAAUGGUUUGGUAUAAAGAAAGGUGAACCAGGACAUCUCGCAGAAUUGUUGAAGGGAUACAUUGGUAUCGUCACAGUAACGACCUUAAGAAAAAUCAUUCGAAUUCGACAGUGGUUUUUUCGACAAAAAAAAGGGGAAUCUUUGGACACUCCUCAAGUCAUGUUUCCAAAUAUUGUCAGAGCAGACGCAGACAAGGGUAUACCAGAAUGCUUGAAGUUCCUCUUUAAUUAUGGAUUUUAUAAAUUCGGCCUUGAGAUGUGCCUUAUCGGAAUUGUGGCACUUAUUGGCAUGAGACUCGACUUUUACUCCGUUCUUUAUGGUUGUUGGCUUCUAUUGUUCUUCCUAUUAAAGAGGAAAACCAUUUCUAGGAUAUGGCCGUUCUUUAAAACGUUCGCUAUAAUAUCGUUGCCUGUACAAUAUGCUUUGGUGGUAGCACCACCUACGUGGUUUUGCAUAGAAUAUCCUUGGAGUCAUUCGGAGAUGUUACGAAGGCUGCAAGAAUGGAUGUAUUUCCCAGAUCCAGAUUUUCCACCGAAUCCUAAGAAAUUAAUCUGUGACUUUUUAUUACUGAUGAUGAUCAGUCGGCAGAGCCUUGUCUUUAAUAUUGAACAAAAUAUCUUAACGUCCGGUCAAGAAUUCGUAGCCGGUCAUAACUUUUCUGUUUAUCAAAACAUGGACAAUCCGAAUUUUAUAAAUCCUGUUAAAGACUACGUCUCUCACAUACACAGCUGGUUAGACGUAUUUAAACGUGGCAGCAUGAUGAGUCUAAUGUGGAUCACUCUUUCCAUUAUGUUUUUGGCUGGAACAAAAAGAACGAAUUUGUUCUCCCUUGGAUAUCUUAUCGGUGCCUUUGUAUUACUAUGGCAAGGUAGCGAUUUCUACUUGAGACCAGUCAGGACGAUACUCAAUUGGUGGAAGAUGUUACUUGGUUACAACGUCAUUGUGAUCUUUUCAAAAUCCUUACUUCAAGGUGUCGGCUGUGUUCUGAUACAAGAGUUACAAGAUUCUGCCUGCUGGCUGGUCCAAUUACUAGGUAUCGCCUGUCUAAAAAAAUUCCACAGCGCAACCGACAAUUUAGGAAUCGGAGGAGACACUUGCCAAGUACCACGAGAGGACAUCGGCAUGGUUUGGGAUGGAUUAUGUUUUGGCUUUCUCUUGAUUCAACUGCGCUUCUUUAAAAGCUAUUACUUCUUCCAUAUCGUGGACGAAACGAAGGCAAUGAGUAUAUUAGCAUCACGAGGGGCUGAGCUUCUUGAGGAGCUGCAUCAGAAACGCAUAAAGAUCCAAGAUAAUGUGGAAAAGGCUAUCCUACAGAAACUCAAACACAAAAUGGACAAGAUUAAAGCUAAUCAAAGAAAAAUUCAGGGACCAUCGUACAGAGAACCUGAAACCCAUCAAAUAGAUACUCUUUAUCCAGGGACUCGGCCUUUGUACAGAGUUCGCGUGCCAAAGACCAACAGAGAGGCCAUCAGAUCAGGCGACUACUACAUGUUCGACGAUUUGGACGACGAUGAUAUAACCGAUAUUGUGGCUGAUACCGAGAUAGAACGAAAGGAGGCAGAACAACUCCCCGAAGAUAUACGCGACGAAAGAAUGACGAUAAUGGAGCUGAUGGAUACGCUGAUUAAGACAGACAUUGCGAUAGCGACCCACGUUGCCAUGUAUGGAGGAUCGAAAAAGGAUGCGUUGAGACUUCGCCGUCGGAGCGUACCGCUGACGCGGAAGAAAUCGUCCAUGUCCUAUCUGAGCGCGCGAUCCGAGAACGAGACUGCCGUGCCGACCGACGCUGCUGAUCGAACGAGCAUUACGUCGGAAGAGAUCGAAUCGGAAGAAAAAGAAUUAGCAGCCGUGGACUUGACAAAACCACCACCUUCCGAGGAUGAACGACAGGAAGAAGAUAAGACGUUGGAAAGGAGUGUCGAAGAGGAUGAGGAAAAAGCAAAAAAAGUUUCCGUUUCUACGUAUUUUCAAUUCGUUUGGGUAAUAAUCAAUAGUACUCUGAUCUCGAUGACUAAGUAUCUCAAUCAAUUUUCACGAGAUUAUAGAUAUAUUCGCAAGAUUUUAGCGAUGGAGAAGAAAAUAUUAAAGGAAAAAUCGGAUUUCAGAACGGGUUUCAGAUUAGGAAUUAAUCAAAUGUGGCAACCGAUACCACUGGUACAAGAAAGAUCGACAACUAAUGAAGAUACAGAAGGAGCUAGUAAUCCCGGUGAAGGUCCUAGUCAGCAACAAUCUCCGAAAGUCGAGAGCGUGAUUUUCUCGCAAAUGUCGCAAGACCAAGUCGAGGAGGAGGUUGCAGAAUUGUCCGAAGUUGAUCAACCACCGAUAAUUCAAUUGGCAGCAUCGAUAUGGUUUGGAAUUCUGGCACAUUCGAGCCUGCUGUGUUAUUUUAUGGUAUUUCUUCAUCAAAUUAAAAAUGCCUCCGUUAUCUCCACGCCAUUACCUCUGAUGGUGUUUUGUUGGGGUUCUCUGACGAUUCCGCGACCUUCGAAAACUUUUUGGGUGACUUUAAUCGCUUAUACGGAGGCAAUCGUCAUUAUGAAAUGCAUUUUCCAAUUGGAGCUCAUUCCUUGGAAUCGAAAAGCAGCAUCUAGUCAUCCGCUCUUCGGACCCAGAAUCAUUGGCGUUGAACGACAACGAAAUUAUGCGCUAUGGGAUUUAUUGUUACUGCUUAUGGUUUUCUUCCAUAGAUUCAUGCUAAAAUCAUUGGGACAGUGGACCUCGCCGUCGAUAAAGCCAAGAAAGAUUAUCCCUUCUAAUUUGACAGUGGUUGAGUCAAAACCUCCCGAUCCUCCUUCUGGAGACGGCCAAGCGGAAGAAUCGACGACGACUUCUUGGCAGCAAGAGACUGCAGAAGCACCCGGCAUUAUUAGAACACCAAAGGGUCAAAUUUUAAAUAUUAAUGAUAAAACGGAUUCGCAGAAUCCCGCAGUAACGGUAAAUGAAAACGAGAAGCUUGUUGCUAUCCAAGGCGAAGAGAUACAUCCUUACAAGGAGAACAUCUCAACGACCAUGAAUUUGACAUUUAACAAGUAUCUAGAACCUAUGAAAAGAUUCUUCACUAAAAUUCUUAGUCCCGUCGGCAAAGAGAAAACAAACGUCUACGCGUACAUGUUUCUUUGCGAUUUCUUUAAUUUCCUUCUGCUGAUUUUUGGAUUUUCUGCCUUCGGGACACAGCAGGGCGAUGGUGGAGUGACGGCUUAUUUGCAAGAAAACCGAGUACCCAUGCCUUUCCUGCUGAUGUUAUUACUUCAAUUUGCUUUGAUAGUUAUCGAUAGAGCCUUGUUUUUGAGAAAAUCCAUUGUCGGAAAGUUGAUCUUUCAAUAUUGCCUGAUAUUUGGAGUUCACAUGUGGAUGUUUUUCAUAUUACCGAGUGUUACGGAAAGACAAUUUAAUGACAAAUUACCACCACAGAUUUGGUAUAUGAUGAAAUGUUUUUAUUUAUUGCUCGCAGCGUACCAAUUGCGCCAGGGAUAUCCAACUCGCAUACUUGGCAAUUUCUUAUGCAAGAAAUAUACCAUAGUAAAUUUCGUCUUAUUUAAAGGAUUCAUGUUGGUUCCAUUCUUGUUUGAAUUGCGAGCUGUCAUGGAUUGGAUUUGGACCGAUACCUCCAUGACGAUAAUGGAUUGGUUUAAAAUGGAGGAUAUAUUUGCCAGUAUUUAUCAAAUUAAGUGCAUGCGCGGCAUGGAAACAGAUUUUCCACAACCACGAGGAGAAAAAAAGACUCAAAUGAGCAAGUAUCUCGCUGGCGGAGGUGCACUUUGUGUCAUAAUAGGUCUUAUAUGGUUCCCUCUCUUGUUGUUCGCACUUGGUGGAACAGUUGGUGUUUCGAAUUUGCCUUACGAGGUGUCGAUGAAAAUAGCUAUAGGACCGUACGAACCGAUUUAUUCGAUGUCUGCACAGACCAGUUCGAUCAUGGAAUACAAAGAAGAAGAAUUUAAAAAUUUUACAGACUUGUAUACUCGGGAUAAAGCAGCGAUUACCUUCUUAGAAAAUUAUAUUAAUACGGAUGUGGCGAUUGUUAAACUUAGUACUUCCUCCGGCAAAUUAUGGGAUAUUUCACCUCCUGACAAAACUAGAUUAAUCAAGGAACUGGAUUCUUCGGCAGACGUUGUUGUUCACAUUGAAUGGACAGUUUCUAGAACAACGAAUGUGAAAGAUUUGUCUGGUAUAACAACGAGCCAUCAUAACGUGGUACUGUUACCAACUGAUCCUACAAGAAGGAUAUUAGCAGACAUGUUAACUGUAAACGGAUUAAGUCCAUCUAAUUCUACAAUAAUUAUACCAUAUUCAUUUCCAAAAUUCCUCAAAGUUACCAGUAAAACCACCGAUGUUGUUCGACAAUUAAUGAAAUUACCGAGCUCGCAAUCGUUGAAUGAAGAGGACGUUGAUACGUCCAAUGACAAACAUCUAUAUAGAAAUAUUAGCCUUCAAUUAUCCAUUGAUCGAGAUUGUUGCGCGCAUCAGCAAUGGUGGGUCAUACAAGAAGUUUGCGACGAUCGUUUUUAUUUAGAGUUAUUGCAAAAUAUACCAUUGAAUGAUUGCAAAGAGGUUACGAUGUUCCUUUUCAAUGAUAAAGUAUUUCCGGAAGGAUUGAGCUUUAUCAGUGGAUUUGGAAUUUUGGGUUUGUAUACUACUGCUGUAAUUGUGAUAAGUCAAAUGAUGCGAAAAGUGGUAAGCGAUAUGGCGCCAAAGAUAAUGUUCGACGAUCUACCGUACGUCGACAGAAUUCUUCGAUUAUGUUUGGACAUUUAUUUAGUACGCGAAAGCGGUGACCUGUGCUUGGAAGAAGAUUUGUUUGCAAAACUUAUAUUCUUAUACAGAUCUCCAGAAACCCUUAUCAGAUGGACGAGACUACCAGAAGAAGGAGAGCGCACUGACAAUGAGGAUCAAGAUGAAGAAGAUGUUAAUGAAGCGGAAGAAAGAGAAACGCGUGAAAGACCUCACCGUGAUUAAAUUAUUAAUAAUCACGGUUAUAUAUAAUCACGGAGCAUCUGAUGACGUAAAAAUGAAAUAUGAUGGCAUAUAAAGUGUGUUCAUUUUAUAAAGUAAAAAUCAAUUCUAAUGACCAAAACGGAAAGUCAACUUCAGGAGUAUGUUAUACUUCGAGGAUUAUUUCUAACGCAUAUGUAGGUGAUAUAAAAGAGUUCUAUAUCAAGGAAGAUUCUUUUCUUAUUGGAAGGAGAUGUUAAAAACGGGAAUACUCUUCAUUUAUCUAAAACCGCAGAGGCAUGCUUCUAAUAAUGAUGCAAUUUAUAAGUGGCUUAUAAAUAAAAAAAGCCUUUGGUAUGCAAGUUUUUAAUAAAAACGACGAAUGCUUUUAGAUUUAAAUUGUGAAUGAAAUUUGGAAUAUACACGCUUUAUUUAUGAGAUCGUAAGAAAACGUAAAAAAUAAUACACGUAAAGAAUAUGUUUAAAAACGAAAAAAAAAUUGACACACGAAUCGUAUACUGGAAAUGUUUGUUGAUUGCCUCAGUAAUGGCCUAUACAAUUUCACUAAGAAUUUCUCUUCGUAAUUGUACAAAUACGUCUACAGAAUCUAUCAUUUGUUAAUGAAUAUAUCAUUCAUUAAAAAACACGUUGAAUUUUUAAUAUGAAUUCUAUCAUGAGUUAUGCAUUUAAAUAUACAUUUUCAUAAAUAAUUUUAUGAUCUUCAUUAUGCUUAAUAUUUUCUAGUUAAUAAUAUAAAACUAUGUAUAUAAAAGAUAUAUGCUUGAAAGAAUUUUAUAAAUAUUAAUAUAACGGAUCUAAUAAGAAUAAAAUUCUUUAUUAAAUGAUUGCAUACACAUUGUAAUUAAUAAAUAUUUAUGCAGAAUGUAUUAAACGUAUUUUUAAUGCAUUAUCAUCGGUCUCUCACGCAAAUCAACAUUAUACGCAAUAUAUCAAUUUAAUAAUAUACUGCUUAUAUAUUUAUUUGGCCGAGCAAUCAUGCAUAAAUGUGACCGCUGACAAUGGAUUAUGACAUUAUAAGUAAGUAAUGGAAUGAUACAAAAAUAAAUUAUAUUUGUGAUAA